Messenger RNA from Cladophialophora yegresii CBS 114405, 372 nucleotides. RefSeq lists its product as uncharacterized. NCBI's taxonomy places the organism in Eukaryota, Fungi, Ascomycota, Eurotiomycetes, Chaetothyriales, Herpotrichiellaceae. The transcript has a single exon. Bases 1 to 372 code for a protein of 123 amino acids. The record is from RefSeq and is a predicted model, not a curated record.
AUGUGCUUUUCGAGCAAUACAAUCGACGACCCAACGCAGCCACCAAUGCGCGUCACGGGACUCUUCGGUCAGAGAGUCUCUGAUCCCACACAGCAGCCGAUCCAUAUAACAAAAUCUGAGGACACUCAUUCGAGCCAAGUCCAAGCUUCAGAUACCCAGAAGCGGAAGGGGAGCCGGAAAAACAGUGCGGCAUUCGUUGACGUGACAGAUGAAGAGCCUAAGCCUAUAACAAGAAAGAAGUCGGAUGCGGACGCAGAAACAGCACAUUCUGACCCAAAGAGAAAUGCGCAGAAGAACUGGCGCGGUCGAAGCUCCAACCCAGCGACGUUUGGCUUCGGGCUUGGUGCCGACUUCGGAGCCACGCCAGCAUGA